Messenger RNA from Grammomys surdaster, 766 nucleotides. RefSeq names its product mitochondrial ribosomal protein L35 (gene Mrpl35). NCBI's taxonomy places the organism in Eukaryota, Metazoa, Chordata, Mammalia, Rodentia, Muridae. Gene Ontology annotation, molecular function: structural constituent of ribosome. Gene Ontology annotation, cellular component: ribosome; mitochondrion. The transcript has 4 exons. The record is from RefSeq and is a predicted model, not a curated record. The coding region runs from base 29 to 595 and encodes 188 amino acids. Gene Ontology annotation, biological process: translation.
ACUGCGGCCACCGUAGGCAGGCUGCAAGAUGGCGGCUUCCAUCUUCACGGGCGCCGUGAGAGCUGCCUCAGGAAUAUUUCGUCCCUUGAAUGUCUUGGCAUCUUCAACCUAUUGGAACUGUGCCAGGAAUGCCUGUCUCCGUUCUGCACUGUGCAACAUUCAUUUUAGACAUAUUCAGAUGUCAGUCGUUUCCUCUGCUCCAAGACUUGUCACAUCUGUUGGGCACUUGGCAUAUGGGCACACUGCAACAGUCCUUAAUAGAGUGGCCACAUUGGUUCCCAGUGUCCUGAAGCCGCCAGUCAGAGCUCUGACAUACUGCAGCAAACGCAAAGGCAAGAGAAAGACGGUAAAGUCGGUCGUGCAUCGCUUCCUCCGACUUCACUGUGGCCUUUGGGUAAGGAGAAAGGCUGGCUAUAAAAAAAAAUUAUGGAAAAAGUCAACUGCAAGAAAGAAGCGCUUGAGGGAAUUUGUGUUCUGCAACAAGACCCAGAGUAAACUCCUAGAUAAAAUGACAUCACCUUUCUGGAGGAGGCGCAACUGGUACGUUGAUGAUCCUUACCAGAUGUACCAUGAUCGAACAAACCUGCGAGUAUAGUUCAAAGCUAUCAGAGUUCCCAGCUAUGGAAUGUGUAUCUCUGUGUAUGUGAUGUCCUUGCAAAAGUGAGUUUGCAUUAAACUGUAAACUGUACCAGCUGAUAGGCAAGCCUGGGUUACCACUGAUGUGCAUUAAACAUUCUCAAAGUUGGUCAUAGAACUAAAAGUUAAA